AUGAAACGUUCCUGCACCAAACCAUCUCAUACCACCAUUUCCCUAAUCCUCAUCCCCCUAACCCUGCUAGCUUUUAUCUGCCUCUUCCUCCACCCCAAGGAUUUUGAUCUCCGCUGCCUCGUGAGCGCCUGCAACCCCUCUCGAUCUCCCUCGGCCGAUUUCACCCACGCGGUCACCCCGCAACCCGACUUCCGGCUCCUCAUCGGCAUCCUCACCCUCCCUGACCUCUACGAGCGCCGCCAUCUCCUCCGCCUCGUCUACUCCCUCCAACCCAAACACCCCAGGGCUCACAUCGACAUCCGCUUUGUCUUCUGCAACCUCACCAAGGAGGAGCAGCGAGUCCUCGUCGCCCUCGAGAUCAUGCGCUACAACGACAUCAUCAUCCUCAACUGCACCGAGAACAUGAACAGCGGCAAGACCUACACCUACUUCUCCACCCUCCCCAAACUAUGCGAUGGCACCCACGGCCAUGACCGGCCUUACGACUACGUUAUGAAGGCCGAUGAUGACAGCUAUCUGAUACUCGAUAACUUGGCAGAGUCAUUAAGGAACAAGUCGAGGGUGGACAUGUAUUACGGUUGUGUGCUCCCUUGCGAUAGCAUGGACCCAUUCCACGACUACAUGUCCGGGAUGGGGUAUAUAUUGUCGUGGGAUUUGGUCGAGUGGAUCUCGACGUCCGAGAUCGCGAGGAAGCAUACGGUCGGGGUGGAGGACUUGGUGACGGCGAAGUGGCUGAGAGAUGGCAACAAAGCGAAGAACAGGUACACUGGGAAGCCGGCCAUGUACGACCACCCGGACACGCAGCCGAGAACCUCGUGCCAGCACGAGUUUGUGCCGGAUACCGUUCUCGUGCACAAGGUGAAGAGUAACUUAAAAUGGGCCACGAUGCUCAAGUACUUCAAUGCUACUCAUGGGUUGCAGCCUUCCAAGUUCUAUCAUCUCACUUGA
Molecule: messenger RNA, 948 nt
Organism: Elaeis guineensis (African oil palm)
Lineage: Eukaryota; Viridiplantae; Streptophyta; Magnoliopsida; Arecales; Arecaceae
Product: beta-1,3-galactosyltransferase pvg3-like
Cellular component (GO): membrane
Molecular function (GO): hexosyltransferase activity
Source: RefSeq, a predicted model, not a curated record